UUCCGUAGGCGGAAUAACAGGCCAGCUGCAACGUCGCAUGCGAACCAUCCCGCAACGCCAUUUGACACAAUGCCAUUCACGUCCACUCCUUUCGACCCCGCACCACCCGUAUUAAACAGUACAAUCACACGAACAACAACUUCCAUUCCGUUUACAGACCACCCGACUGCUUCGACACCAUUCCUUUCGUCCACAAGCCCACCUUCCUCUCCACCAUCCUCAAAAUUCGUUCAAAACAUGGCACUCGCCAAUCCCAGCGUCAGCAUCCUCUCGCCAUCAGGCACGCAAAUGACAAGCGGGCGGUCACAUCCCCCAUCGCCGCCGCACCCAACGCACGAACUGGCGUCUUCGCCCUCGGCGAUGCGGGAGAAUCUGUCGCUCACGGACGAACAGGCUGAUUUUGUGCACAGCCUGUACAACAAUAAUGUACCGGCGUCUGCUAUUGCACGGGUGAUGGAACGUAUGAUUGCUGAUCGCGGACCACAUACCCG
This is a messenger RNA of Serpula lacrymans var. lacrymans S7.9, 491 nucleotides long. RefSeq lists its product as uncharacterized. The annotation marks the transcript as partial. NCBI's taxonomy places the organism in Eukaryota, Fungi, Basidiomycota, Agaricomycetes, Boletales, Serpulaceae. The transcript has a single exon. The record is from RefSeq and is a predicted model, not a curated record.